Messenger RNA from Leptidea sinapis, 1683 nucleotides. Its product is annotated as probable serine/threonine-protein kinase clkA. Bases 203 to 1198 code for a protein of 331 amino acids. Gene Ontology annotation, biological process: proteolysis. The record is from RefSeq and is a predicted model, not a curated record. Gene Ontology annotation, molecular function: serine-type endopeptidase activity. Lineage: Eukaryota; Metazoa; Arthropoda; Insecta; Lepidoptera; Pieridae. The transcript has 2 exons.
CUCUCAGAUGACAAUGAGUCUGUUGUCUAUGGCAUUUCUCUAUGUACAGGAAACCGUCGGCAAUAUAAAUUACCACAUAACUUAAUAACCAUAACCAACCAAUCCAGACAAACUUUGUAAAAUAUAUUCCAUAAACAUAUACAAAUAUUCAGGUGGCGAGCAAUCGUAUGAGCUUCGAAGCGUGUCUGUUCCCGUUUGGUCAAUGUCGGAAUGCAGACAGGUCCUGGGCACCUCCCGGAAGAUUCCUGACGGUCCGUCCAGUGAUAGCCAGCUCUGUGCUGGUGACAUGAAGGGAGGGAAAGAUACUUGCCAGGGUGAUUCUGGCGGACCAGCGCAGAUCCAAGAUGGUUGUAUCUGGCGCGUGGUAGCUGUAACCUCAGUUGGCAGAGCAUGUGGUGCUCCUCGUACACCGGCCAUAUAUGCCAUCGCUCAGCAACCGUUUAUAUCAGCUGUUGUCUUUGGUCAGAAUAAAAACAAAAAUGACAAUACUCCAAGUCCUGGAAUCAGUUUUGACUUUAAUCAGAGACGUAACGAAAAUGGAGAACGAUAUAAUAAUCAGAACACACAAGGUAUUAAUUAUGGUAACAUUUAUAAUGAUAGAGGAAGUACUAGUUCAAAUAAUAACUUCAACAAUGAGAGAAAUUAUCAAGAAUCGCAAGAAGGAAAGAAGAAAAAUAAUUGGAAUGAUAAUAAUAAUUCUAAAACUGACGCUAGUUAUAAUAAUGGUUAUCUUAAUGAUCAAGUAUCAGAAACAGGACCUAAUUACAGUACACAAAAUUCUAGGAGAGACAAUAAAAAUAAUAACGAAGCUUACAAUCCCUAUUAUAAGCAAGAAUCUAAGCUAAAUAUAAAUAAUAACCAAAAUACUAGAAGAGAUAAGUAUAAUAUAUACAAUACAGAAUCGAUAUCAGACAAUAAUCAGCGAAGAAAUUUCAAUAAUAACAAUCAAGAAUACAUUUAUAACGGUGACACAAAUCAUAAUGAAAGGAACGAUUAUAAUCCACAAAAUACGAACGGUUAUCAAAGUGACGAUUCUAAUAUUUAUCCAAAUUACAAUUUGAACUAUGCUAACAACCAGAAUAAUGAUAACGGCUAUAAUAGAAACCAAUAUACAACAGAUGGUUAUUAUAAUGUAGAUUCAGUACCAAAAUAUGAAAGUAAACCUUAUUACAAUAACGAGAGGGUAUGGUGGUCUUGAAAAAAUUGUCCUAUAUCUCAUAGACUGAUUCGAAUAUAACUACGAUAAAAAAAAGCUCUUAAAUCGUAGGCUAUUCAUUUCAAGAAAUAUUUCCACAAACCGAGAUUUAAGCGGUCCUUUUUCGGAUAUAAAUGAUAAGCAAUUUAAUGACAGCCUAGAUUUAUAAGAAAGCGAAUGUUGAGGUUGCCUGGUCGUAUAGAGUAGAUGGGUGAAGGAAGACUGACUGCCUAAAACUGCUUUGUAAAUAUGUUUCACAUUACAUUGAUCAUUAAAAAUUGUUAACCAGUAAAUAUAAUGAAUUUAUUGUUCCGAUAAUAUUUUUAUAACAAAUAAUGUGACCUAUUGAUAUUGUUAUAAAAACAAGACUGUACUUAAGAUUUAAUUAAUAAUAAUAGUAAUAGUAAAAAAAAAUAUUGUUUUAAUUUAAUUUGGAGUAAUUAAGAACAGAAUUAGAAUUACGUAUAGACAAUACAUAACAACCGAAA